CACUUUCUUCUCUUUUUUUGUACGGUUCACCUCUAUCUCCGAAAUCCACUGACCAAGUUAAAAUUUCGAAAGUAUCGCUGAACGUAACCUGCUGUAUCGGUCAUUGUUAAAUAAAAUUAUAAUUCUGCCUAUUUUCUACCGGACCGCAGUCUGAAGUGGUAAGAGCAGUGAAAGCAGUAAUUUCUGAAGCAAGUGCCAUUCUCGCGAAGAAAUUCAACGAAUCAGUUUCAGUGCGGUUGCGACGGUGGUCACACUGACCGGGUCCUAGUGCGCACCCGAAGUGUUUGUGGAUUUUUUCGCGAUUUAUUUUUUCAUUUUUGGCAGUAGGAUUAGAAUUUUUGGUUAAAAAUGACUUCUAUAAUGCACCUAGUUGUCGAAAAUUAUAGUGAAUUUGCCCAAUCCAGAGAUCCCACUGUAGACUCAUGGCUGUUUAUGAAAUCACCAGUACCCGUCGUAGCAAUUCUCCUAACCUACCUAAUAUUCGUACUCAAAAUAGGACCUCAGUGGAUGGAGAAGAGGAAAGCUUACGACUUAAAAUUAGUUAUGAUAGUGUACAAUGCUUAUCAAGUGCUGUUUAGUUUAUGGUUAUGUUCGACGGCGAUAUAUGUGAAAGAACCAGUGAAGCUUUUAACCCGGAGUUGCAACAAUCCAUCGAAUAGCAAAGAAUUGCAAGAUAUUGUCUACAAUUCAUCUUGGUGGUACUUUUUCUCUAAAAUAGUGGAGCUAUUGGAUACCGUUUUCUUCGUUUUAAGAAAAAAACAGUCCCAAGUAACGUUCCUCCAUGUAUAUCACCACGCCAUUACAAUGUUCUUCUCAUGGGGAUAUUUAAAAUUCUUGCCUGGUGAGCAAGGUCUUGUUAUCGGAUUUCUAAAUUCGCUUGUACAUGUUGUAAUGUACUUUUACUACUUCAUCGCAGCACUUGGACCCAAAUAUCAGAAGUACCUCUGGUGGAAGAAGUACAUGACCUGGAUCCAAUUGACUCAAUUCUGCAUAAUGUUGGCAUACCUAGUCUUCAUCAUCGCCAUCGAUUGCAAGCUCCCCAAGGCGCUAACCUUCUUCUUCGUCGGCAACGUAGUGAUCUUCUUAUAUCUCUUCAGCGAUUUCUACAGGAAGGCGUACAACGCAAAACCUAAGAAUCCCAUCGAAGUCGGACCUGCAUCGGUCAUCCAACCAGCUACAGAAAAAGUGAAAGCACAGUAGAUUAGUAUUUGAUUAUUUAUUUUUUUGUUGUAUAUUACGAAUAUUACAGAGUGUUCUUAUUUAAAUCAAAAUAAGACGCAUGAUACAGCUUUGACCUAGUGUUGGUAUAAAACUUAAGAAUUAUGUCAAUUCUGUAUCAUUUUUCUGUAGUGUUUUAUCAUAUUCUAUGUAAAUACACACUGUAUUAUGCAUUGUACAUAGUAAGUAUGUAUGGUACAUAUAAUAAAUAUUUACUAAGAAAAUAUUGAAAACUUGUGCAGAAACUGUAUCUUUUGCUCAAAUUGCAAUAUCGGAAAACAAGAUAUAACUGAACAAAGUGAAGCAAUAGUUUUAUAUAGAAUAGCAAACGUGAGACUUGAAAUAAGUAAUUUUGAGAGUUGCGAGCUGCGCAUUGUAAUCUUUUUCUGACGGUGCACUGUAUCUGUUGGUAACUCUUAUCUUACCUUUAAGGUUCCAUGUGCUGAAUUCUUUAUAGUCUGUUUUAUCCAGAUAGUAUACGGUUGUUCGCGGCAGCUAUGCGGUAACUUCGGACAUUUUUCACAUUUGAGAUAGCCUCAAAUGAGUUUAUCAUUUGCAAGAACGAAAUAUUUGUGUUUGGCAGUGUUUACAUUACAAAUAUAAUAUAUGCAAUCAAAAGCAAUUGACAGUUUAGAAUUAUCAAAAAAGAAAAAGUAAGUAAAUAGUUGAAUGGUAAAAAACAAUUUUCAAAAGUAAAUAGUAUAAUGUCAGUCUAAAUUUUAAAGUUAAAAGACACCUGUUGCAAUCUGGCAAUUGGUGGUUUCAGUUUUCUGACUGUAUUGCCAAAUUUAUUUGCUAACCUAUCAAAGGGCCAUUGGCAAUCAAAAUUUCUAAUAAUUAACUGCAAUUAAUAUCAAAAGAUAUUAAUUGCAUAAUAUCAUCCAGAACGGGUGUCAGACAAGGAUGUAUACUAUCUCCACAAUUAUUCAACUUAUAUGGGGAGUAUAUUAUGCGAUGAGCACUUGAAGGAUAGGAAAAGGGCAUCUCAAGAAAUGGUCAUAAACUAAACAAUCUACGUUUCGCAGAUGAGACAGCCCUUUUUGCAAAUAGUCAAGCAGAGCUGAUGGAACUUAUACGACUGAUAGAAAACGAAAGUCAAAUAUUUGGUCUGCAAUUAAACAUAUCAAAGACAAAGAUCAUAAUAGUGGAUAGACUACACAACAAUCAUCCACACAUUACCACAAUUGACCGGUUCGAGGUUGUGAGCUCAUACUUAUAUCUGGGAUCAUUAAUCACAAACACAGGGUCAUUACAAGAAGGGAUUAAACGUAGAUGUGAUCUAGCAAAAGUUGCCACAGCAAAAAUGACCAAAAUAUGGAAGGACUGUCAAAUUUCAAGAGCAAUAAAGAUGAGGUUGAUCAACUGCUUAAUAUUCCCAAUACUGACCUACGGAUGUGAAUCUUGGACUCUGAGACAAUCGGAGAGAAGAAAGAUAGACGCCACUGAAAUGUUCGGUUGGAGACGAAUGUUACGAAUAAUUCAAUGUUAAGAGAGCUAAAAGUUAGCCAACGACUCUCUAGUAAAGUCCAUCUCCAACAAUUAAAAUAUUUUGGGCAUGUUAUGAGAGCAAACACAGAAAACAUGGAAAGACUCAUAAUACAAGGAAAGGUAGAAGGCCGAAGAUCACGAGGAAGAUCCCCAACAAGAUGGAUAGAUCAAAUUUCAGGAAUAUGCCAAAGACCUAUGCAUGAAUUAAAAGAAAUGACCAGAGACAGAGAUCUCUGGAGACGGACAAUACACGACAUCACGUCGACCACUACACUCCCCCUGGGGGGUCAGGAUUGAAGAGAGAGAGAGAAUAUCAAAAGAAACAAAUAAUUCAUUGGUAUUUUAUAUAAAUCAUAAAAUUGCAG
Diabrotica balteata is the source of this 3071-nucleotide messenger RNA. Lineage: Eukaryota; Metazoa; Arthropoda; Insecta; Coleoptera; Chrysomelidae. The record is from the annotation of a GenBank genome assembly.